Messenger RNA from Neodiprion fabricii, 618 nucleotides. RefSeq names its product cytochrome c oxidase assembly factor 4 homolog, mitochondrial. The transcript has 2 exons. Gene Ontology annotation, biological process: mitochondrial respiratory chain complex IV assembly. NCBI's taxonomy places the organism in Eukaryota, Metazoa, Arthropoda, Insecta, Hymenoptera, Diprionidae. Gene Ontology annotation, cellular component: mitochondrial intermembrane space. The coding region runs from base 375 to 590 and encodes 71 amino acids. The record is from RefSeq and is a predicted model, not a curated record.
AAUCACGUAAUUUAAACACAGGUCAGUUACCGACAUGCAACCGUCCAGCAAUCGAAAAUUAGUUCCGAAACCCUAUUUCGUGUUGGAGAGCGCUCUCAAAUGAGCAACACGAAAAACGCGAGCGUGUGCGCUCUCCGCUGAAUUUCACCCAGCGCAUGAUAUUUGCAACCUAACCUAAUAUAACCUAACCUAACCUAACCUAAAAAUAAGAACUGAGGUUGUCGAUUACCGUAUACUGUGAAGUAUGUAUAUGGAUAUCACCGUGGUUAUCGAUAGAUAUCAACGGGUAAUAAGUAGAAACUAAGUAGAGGAGAUAAUAUCUUACAUGAGGAAUUAAAUAAUAUUCACGUAAAGUACGGAAGAGAAUUGCUAUUAUGACAGUAUAUGAUAACGAAAAAUCACUCGCUGAGGACACAGAAGAUCCCGUUGAUCGUAUGCUUAAAAAAACCGGUUGCAUUGAGUUGCACUACAAAGUUCAGGACUGCAUAGCAGAGACACAAGAUUGGAGAAAAUGCCAGGAGCCUGUAAAACAAUUUAAAAAUUGUAUGUCUAAUUACGAAAAGAAGAGGCGUGAGAAAAACGUUGCGUAACAAAUAGCUAUAGACUAAAAGCGCAGUU